Messenger RNA from Bathycoccus prasinos, 1959 nucleotides. RefSeq lists its product with no specific name. The transcript has a single exon. Gene Ontology annotation, molecular function: endonuclease activity. NCBI's taxonomy places the organism in Eukaryota, Viridiplantae, Chlorophyta, Mamiellophyceae, Mamiellales, Bathycoccaceae. The record is from RefSeq and is a predicted model, not a curated record. Gene Ontology annotation, cellular component: preribosome, large subunit precursor; Las1 complex. Gene Ontology annotation, biological process: maturation of LSU-rRNA; maturation of 5.8S rRNA. Bases 1 to 1959 code for a protein of 652 amino acids.
AUGGCGAACACACGAUUCGUCCCGUGGCACUCGUGGGAGGAGUGGGCGUUCGUCCGAGACGCUUUUAAUCUUUUAUCGAUCUCGUCGUCGUCGUCAAAAUCGUUUGGGUCGUUUAUUACGUCGUCGUCGAGGAGGUCUCGCUUUUUGAGGAGUGCGACGAGAAGAAGAGAGGAGACUCUUUUGUGCGAAGAUGAGAAGAACGCGUUGCCGUUACCAUUACCAACAACCGUUGCUGAUGAUGGUAAAGAAGAAGAAGACAACGAAGAAGAAGAAGACCAAGAAGAAAAGAACAAAAGAAGAGCGUUAGAAAUAGUGCAAAUGUGGAGAGUGAGAGGCCGAGUGCCCUUGGCGAUCGACGCGCACGCGCAGAUUGUGGAGUUGCAACUGAUGGACGAAGAGGUGAUGCGAGAGAAAAAGAGAAGGAGGAAUGAAUCAACCUUGAGACUUUCGUACGCGAUGACGUUAACUCGACUGGUGAACGGUAUUUGCGAUCCUUCGCAAAAAGGCAAGUUUGCAAUGAGCGUCCAAACGCUCGCGACGCAACUGAACGUCCCGAGAACGCUUGUAGAUAUUCGACACGAUUCAACGCAUAAUCAGUUACCCUCGAUACAGCGGUUAAGGAAAGCGAGCGAAGACGCGAUUGGGUGGUUAGACGCGAAUUAUUGGGAACGGCAGAAACGGAAAUUAGAACACGUCACAGAGGAGAUGCGAUUGGUAAUUCGAGCGAUGGUCGAGUGCGAAAGAGGACAAAAUGUGAAAAAAAGCAAAGACGAGUCGAACAGUUCCGACGACGACGAGAGCAUGUACGACAGCGAAGAGGAAAUGCACGCGAAAACAGAGAAAGCGAAUAAAAUGAAACGGGAGAAGGAGACGAGGAAAAAAACGAAAAACAGCGCGGUUGGACGUUUGAAACGGUUGGUGCCAAGAUCGAAACCAGACCGCAUGUUAGUGCACGCUUUUGUUCGAGAAUUAUUAGACGCGAAGGAGGAGGAAAUGCUUUUGAUCGUUGAGAACUCUUCUUACGACAAAACGGACCCCGACGAAGACCUCGGAGAGAAGAACAACACGGACGAGAUCGUUCGGGCAUUUUCUAACGUCAUCGACCAAAUCGAUUCGAGAGUCGUCGACGGAUUUAGCUGCGCCAUCCUAGAGUUUGGCACCGAAGAACUUCUUCACGACUUGGCGAACGACGCGCGACAGAUUAUAAAUCCUAUAUUCGAGUUCGCGUGGAAACACGCGGUUUCUCGCGACGUGGCGAAAGCAACAUUUAUCGCCGAAUGGUAUCAGAGACGCGGUAAUGAUAGCGUUAGAGGUUCGAAUACGAGCGAAUACGUUCAGAAUAAGUUUCAGACGUUGUUAUCUUUGGACGGGGGCGGGGGCGCAAUCGCCGCGGAUGGAGGAGGAAGUAAGAAUAAAAAGAAAAACGCAAAAACGCAAAACAACAACAAGAAGCGACAAAAAGAAGAAGAAGAUACUAUCGCGUGGAGAAAAGCAAAGCCAGGAGAAUGGAUUCCAGGAGCACCCAUAGGCGCACCGAUACGAGCUCUAUUUCCCCCUCGCGAACUCGGCGACGAGGGCGACGACGAGAAGAUUGUCCUAGAAUCGGACGCGUUUACGCCGAGGAAGAAACAAAAAAUGGAGCGAGAGCGCGACACGAACUUUCUUACCACAAGAAACGAAGAGUUAGCUUUAGAUUUAGAAUACAACGAUAUAAACGUGGCAGAGGAUACCGAGGACGAUACCGAGAACGAGGACGAACAGCCGCCAAACUCUGUUCUUCUGCGAGAAGACGAGGACGAAUUUGACGACGACGACGACAAAGAUGAAGAAGAAGAACAAGAAGAAGAAGAAGAAGAAGAAGAAGAAGCCAAAGCUAAGGUCACCGUAAACGGCACUCGCGUCCGAUUAAGCGGUCGAGAAGUCAACGGCGUCAAAGAGAGCGUCGCUUGUUUGUUAUGA